Messenger RNA from Musa acuminata AAA Group (dessert banana), 2045 nucleotides. Its product is annotated as trans-cinnamate:CoA ligase, peroxisomal-like. The record is from RefSeq and is a predicted model, not a curated record. The transcript has 2 exons. Lineage: Eukaryota; Viridiplantae; Streptophyta; Magnoliopsida; Zingiberales; Musaceae. Bases 86 to 1828 code for a protein of 580 amino acids.
CCUGCAUCCCUUCUCCCGAGUCUCCUCUCGUCUCCUCUCCACGCGCGCGCCAUCUCUGGGAGAGCACGCAAGAAGGCAUCCAUCCAUGGACCGACUGCUUAAGUGCCCAGCUAACUAUGUCCCUCUCACCCCCACCACCUUCCUGUCGAGGGCUGCCGUCGUGUACUCCGACCGCACGUCGAUCGUAUACGGGCAGACCCGCUUCACGUGGAAGCAGACCCAUGAACGCUGCCUUCGCCUUGCUUCGUCCCUCCGCUCCCUCAACGUGUCCAAGAACGAUGUGGUGUCGGUGCUCGCGCCAAACGUGCCGGCGCUUUAUGAGAUGCACUUUGGGGUGCCCAUGGCGGGGGCUGUGCUCAACACCAUAAACACCCGCCUCGACGCCGGGAACGUGGCCAAUAUCCUCAAGCACUCGGAGGCCAAGGUGUUCUUCGUGGACUACCAGUACGUCCGACUCGCCGUCCAAGCGUUCGAUCGCCUCCUCGGCGACGGCCUGCAGCUGCCUCUGGUCGUCGUCAUCGACGACGUCGAUGCUCCAACGGGCGUUCGGCUCGGGGAGCUCGAGUACGAGCAGCUGAUCGCCCGCGGCGAUCCCACGCGCCAUCCUUGCCCGGUUCUCGACGAGUGGGACGCCAUCGCGCUCAACUACACUUCCGGGACGACGUCAGCGCCCAAGGGUGUGGUCUACAGCCACCGCGGCGCCUACCUGAGCACCCUCAGCCUCCUCCUGCAGUGGGGGGUCGACAACGAGCCGGUCUACCUCUGGUCCCUUCCCAUGUUCCACUGCAACGGCUGGACCUUCACCUGGGGCUUGGCGGCGCGCGGCGGCACCAACAUCUGCAUCAGGGCCCCCACCGCCCGUGACAUGUACCGCGCCAUCGCUGACCACCGGGUGACCCACAUGUGCUGCGCCCCGACCGUGUUCAGCAUCCUCCUCGAGGCCGGGCCCGCCGACCGGCGACCCAUCGCCUCGCCGGUCCAGGUGCUCACCGGCGGCGCGCCGCCACCGGCUACGCUCCUCGAGAAGAUCCAGCGGUUGGGCUUCCACGUCACCCACGCAUACGGCCUCACGGAGGCCACCGGGCCGGCGCUGGUAUGCGAGUGGCGCCAACAGUGGAACCGCCUGCCGAUGGAGGAGCAAGCCCGGCUCAAGGCCCGGCAGGGGAUCAGCGUGCUAACCCUCGCCGACGCCGACGUCAAGGACACCGACACCAUGUCGAGCGUGCCGCGCGACGGGGAGUCCCUGGGCCAGAUCGUCCUACGAGGUAGCAGCAUCAUGAAGGGCUACUACAAGAACCCCGACGACACCGCGGCCGCGUUCAAGGACGGCUGGUUCCUCACCGGCGACCUCGGGGUCGUCCACCCGGACGGGUACGUGGAGAUCAAGGACCGGGCGAAGGACAUCAUCAUAUCCGGCGGCGAGAACAUCAGCAGCCUGGAGGUGGAGGCGGUGCUGUACCGGCACCCGAUGGUGCUGGAGGCCGCGGUGGUGGCGAUGCCGCACCCCCACUGGGGCGAGACUCCCUGCGCAUUCCUCAAGGUAAAAAAGGAAACCCAGGAAGGGAGCAUCAACGAGGAGGACAUCAUCUCCUACUGUCGCAACAGCAUGCCCCGGUUCAUGGUCCCCAAGAAGGUGGUGUUCAUGGAGGAGCUGCCCAAGACCUCCACGGGAAAGAUCCAAAAGUUCUUGCUAAGGAAGGCUGCUCGCGGCCCACAAGGGGGCGCCGCGGCGCCGCUCUGCAAACUGCCUCAGGCAGCAUCCGGCUACGGGAACACCACCCGCCACUCCGAGGUCCAAGAGCAAGUACUAGCCAUGGCGAGGCUGUAGGAACGCGACAUGACCGAUUGCAUGGGAAGAAGCACCACCAUUACACGUCCGAGCUUGUGUGUAGCUGUUGUCUUAGUUCUUGUUUACGCUCCUCCAUAUUACGCAUUCCAAUACAGAAGAGUAGUAAGACACUGUUGUAUUAGUUCAUAGUAGCCAAUGCGAACAGCUCACUUCAUUUUGUCUCAUGACUAAAGGAAGUGGACUCGACUUCACUGUU